AUGGUCUCCUGGAACUCUCUCCUCGUUGCCUGCCUUGCUGUCGCUGGCGCCUACGCGACUGAAGUCGUCGAGCGUGAUGAGGGCAAGCAACUCGUUUCUCGCUCCACGCCCAGCUCGACUGGUACCAACAAUGGCUACUACUACUCCUUCUGGACUGAUGGUGGAGGCGAUGUGACGUACACAAAUGGUGCUGGUGGAACGUACAGCGUAACCUGGUCUGGAAACGGUAACUGGGUCGGUGGAAAGGGAUGGAAUCCGGGUUCUGCUCAAGCCAUCUCGUAUACGGCUGACUACCGUCCGAAUGGUAAUAGCUACCUGUCUGUGUAUGGCUGGACGACAAGCCCCCUUAUCGAGUACUAUAUCGUUGAGAGCUACGGCACAUACAACCCGGCUAGUGCAGCAUCGAAGAAGGGCACAGUCAACUCGGACGGCGGAACCUACGAUAUUCUCACCACUCAGCGUGUCAACCAACCUUCUAUCCUUGGAACCUCGACAUUUGACCAGUACUGGUCGGUCCGUCAAUCCCACCGAACGAGCGGAACGGUCACCACAUCGAACCAUUUCAACGCCUGGAAACAAUACAACAUGAACCUCGGCACGCACAACUACCAGAUUGUCGCGACGGAGGGUUACUACAGCAGUGGUUCGGCUACCGUCACUGUCGGCUCGGGAACUCCCAACACCAACACCCAGACGUCUCAGCAGCAGACGUCUCAGCAACAGAGCAGCAGCCAGAACAAUGGUGGUGGAAACUGUGCCGCCAAGUGGGGACAAUGCGGUGGUCAGGGAUUCAGUGGACCUACUUGCUGCCAGAGCGCGACCUAG
This is a messenger RNA of Serendipita indica DSM 11827, 825 nucleotides long. The record is from the annotation of a GenBank genome assembly. NCBI's taxonomy places the organism in Eukaryota, Fungi, Basidiomycota, Agaricomycetes, Sebacinales, Serendipitaceae.